Molecule: messenger RNA, 1542 nt
Organism: Emericellopsis atlantica
Lineage: Eukaryota; Fungi; Ascomycota; Sordariomycetes; Hypocreales; Bionectriaceae
Product: actin-like protein 2
Exons: 1
Biological process (GO): Arp2/3 complex-mediated actin nucleation
Cellular component (GO): actin cortical patch; Arp2/3 protein complex
Molecular function (GO): actin filament binding
Source: RefSeq, a predicted model, not a curated record
GUCCUCGACGGCGGUACCGGUUUCCUCAAGGUCGGAUACGCGGGCCAAAACUUCCCCGAGCACCAGUUCCCCUCCAUCGUCGGUCGACCCAUUCUACGAAGCGAAGAGAAGACGGACAGCAAUGUAGUCAUCAAGGACAUUAUGUGCGGUGACGAGGCGGCCGCGGCGCGCACCAUGCUCCAGAUCACCUACCCGAUGGAGAACGGUAUAGUGAAGCGAUGGGACGACAUGCAGCACCUCUGGGACUUCACCUUCAAUGAGAAACUCAAGGUCGACACGCAGGGACAGAAGAUCCUGCUGACAGAGCCGCCCAUGAACCCGCUGAAAAACAGGGAGCAGAUGUGCGAGGUCAUGUUUGACCGCUAUGGCUUCGGCGGUGUGUACGUCGCGAUCCAGGCUGUCCUUGCUCUGUAUGCGCAGGGCCUGAGCUCCGGUGUCGUCGUCGACUCGGGCGAUGGCGUCACGCACAUUGUCCCUGUCUACGAAUCCGUCGUUCUCAACCACCUCACGAAGCGUCUCGACGUGGCUGGCCGCGAUGUCACCCGCAACCUCAUCAAGCUGCUCCUCCGCCGCGGCUAUGCCCUGAACCGCACCGCCGAUUUCGAGACGGUUCGACAAAUCAAGGAGAAGCUGUGCUACGUCUCCUACGACCUGGAGCUGGACAAGCACCUCAGCGAGGACACCACCGUUUUGGUGGAGAACUACACGCUCCCUGACGGCCGUGUCAUUCGUGUAGGAAGCGAGCGUUUCGAGGCACCCGAGUGUCUGUUCCAGCCCCACCUGGUAGACAGCGAGUCACCGGGCCUGGGCGAGUUCCUCUUCAACACGAUCCAGUCCGCCGAUGUCGAUAUUCGAUCGUCUCUUUUCAAGGCCAUUGUCUUGUCCGGAGGCAGCAGCAUGUACCCCGGUCUGCCGUCACGACUCGAGAAGGAGCUGAAGCAGCUGUGGCUCACAAGGGCGCUACAGGGUAACCCUGAGCGGUUGUCGAAGUUCAAGGUCAGGAUCGAGGAUCCCCCGCGGAGAAGGCACAUGGUGUUCCUGGGAGGUGCCGUGCUUGCCAACAUCAUGGCGAAUAACGAGAGCAUGUGGGUGACCAAGGCUGAGUGGGACGAGCAAGGUCCGCGUGUGCUCGAGAAGCUGGGGCCACGAUAGAGAGUUGUUUGUUAGAGCGAGGGAGAGCGAGUCUAUAGUUGUCCUUGUCCACGUAUUUCACCAGGGAAAAGAAACAAUACAUCUUCAAGCACAGGCAAGAGCACCACUGUCUCACGUUCAGCCAAUGUAGAUUAUCAAAGUCACUAACUUGUACGGAGGACGGCGUUAAAAGUUUUUGGUCGCUAAGACGCUAGAAGAUUAGGGAUUAGCUAGACCCAUGGAAUUUUUGCACCACAUUAAGUGUAAAUCUACUAGGCCGACUUUCCCCUUACUAUCGAACGUUAUUAUGAUUAAUAAAAUAUAAUUAUUUUUUCUUUUGAAGCCGACUGUGAAGAUACCGUAUACCUGUGACGUUCGGGUUAGACUAGCUAUAGGGUAGGUAGAUCUGAG